This is a messenger RNA of Ceutorhynchus assimilis (cabbage seed weevil), 2246 nucleotides long. Lineage: Eukaryota; Metazoa; Arthropoda; Insecta; Coleoptera; Curculionidae. The record is from the annotation of a GenBank genome assembly.
GGCCAUUGGAAUUUGGAUUCAAAUUUUGUUUUUUACUUUUCAUUGCUCAAAAAACCCCAAGUUCUUCUCAUAAUUCAUUAAAAAACUAGAAUGUCUAGGAAUUGUUUAUUUAUUGACUUUAUUAUCAAAUCGAUCUAAUUAUCAUCAUACAUUUUCCCUAAUCCAAAGUUUUUCCCUCGCGAACAAAGUUUUUAUGAAUUUUACCUUUUUAACGCGCGAUUUAUUCAUCUUCAGAUAAACUUGCUGUUAACCAUCUGCAAGAUAAAUUUGCCGCUCUAUAAUUCUCUUGGUCGGUGGAUAACUGGACGGCCAAUCGGAUUAUAGAUUGAGUUUUUAUCAGUCAGAAUGCAUACAUCACAGUUUAUCAGAAGGUGAAUAAACCGCCCCUAAGUAUUUUCUUUUAAACCAGUCAUUUUAGAGUUUCUCUCCCUCUACUUCAUCCUGUUGCCUUCAAUGGACUUUGUGAUUGUUUACGAACUUACGUCGUUCAAUAAAUAUUAUUCAUUAUCGCGAAUUUCAUAAGUAUUUUGUUUUGCUUUUUAUCACCAUCCAUGAAUUGAAUUAUCGGUUCUACCUUCAUAGGUACUUGCAAAAAAGCUAUUCAGGCACAGUUUAUUGCGUAGUUGAGCGCCAAAGAAACAGUGCGCAUAAAAUCAGUGAGGCAUAAAACAAACCUUUAAAAAAUUACUUUAAAACGUUCAUUAUUAUCUUAUCUACUUGUCAAAUUAUUUUAAAUAUAAACUUCGAUAUUAUUUAAUUAUUCAUACGCAAUAAUUUAUUGUCUUGCUAAGUGGAAAUCAUGAUUUAUUUAAGGACAUUUAUUGUGCUGUUUUUUUUUGGAAUUAAUUAUUAUGUUGUUUCUGGUAAGGACGGAGAUCAACUCAAAGCUGUAGUUGUGCUUUACAGACACGGUGACAGAUCGCCCUUGCGCUCGUGGCCGAAUGAUAUCUAUUUUGGUAAUUCAUCCCUGUGGCCUGACGGUUAUGGACAACUAAAUAAUUUAGGCAAAGAACGUCAUUAUAAGCUCGGACAAUGGUUUCGAGAACGCUACGAUGGAUUUUUACCAAAAAGAUACAACUGCAGCGACAUAUAUGUGCGCUCCACGGACGUAGACCGAACUCUUAUGUCGGCAGCCUCUAACUUGGCCGGCCUAUAUCCUCCGGAGGACGAUCAAGUCUGGAACAGCGCUAUCCCUUGGCAGGCAAUUCCAAUCCACACAAUUCCAAAACUUGAAGAUCCAAUUCUGACCCAUGUUCCUUGUCCAAAGCACGAUAGACUAGAACAAGAACUCAUGAACUCAGAAGAAUUUCAAAAAUUGAACUUGGAACUUGCAGAUCUUUAUAAGAAUAUUUCAGAACUCACUGGAAUUCCUAGCGUGGACCUCAAUACAUUUUCUCUAUUAUUCACCACAAUCAACAUUUACAAAGGUUACAAUCUGACUUUACCAGACUGGAUCGAAUAUUAUUGGCCAGAAAUCGAAAUGUAUGCAGCCAAACAUUUUCAAUUGCACACAUACACAGAUGAACUAGCUAGAUUGAGAGCUGGACCAUUUUUGGACUACCUUUUGAGCUAUUUUGAAGAUUUUAAUGGAGGAAAUUCAGUAAAAUCGAAAUUCUUAAUGUUGAGUGCCCAUGAUUCUACCAUAGGAGAUCGUACCAAUGCCAUGGGAGUUUAUCCAGGCGCUGUACCUGAGUUUGCUUCUACAGUGAUUUGGGAACUCAAAAAUAACGGUCAAAUUGAUUAUGUUAAUAUGUACUUUAAAAAUAGUACUGAUUUCAGUAAACUUGUUUUGCCAGGCUGUAGUUUUGAUUGUAGUUUGAGUGAAUAUGCUAGUUUGCUAGAGCCUUUGAGAGCUACUGUAGAUCAAUGGACUAUAGAAUGUAAUGAAGUUUGAAUUUGGAUGUUAUUUUAUAAAAUACAGCCAUGAAUAGUCAUGAGCAUAAAAAGGGGGACUCCCGUUUUUUUCUAUUGUAAAACGAGCUCAUCAGCUAUACCUACGGCAAUGACAGCGAUUAUCAUAUUUGACAAAAAAUCCAUUGUAGAGAAAAUACUGAUUUACCCAUAAUAGCGAAAAAUGACAAGACCUGCCAGUCGGGUGUCCCACUUUUCAUGCUCACGACUGUACCUACUCUAGGUUAUAGUAAUAAAUAACGAAAAAAAAAAAGAAGUUUUUGAAUUUGACACUGAGGUGACGUACCUACGAUUUGAGGCAACGAAGAACAAUCGCCUACUCCGCUUCGGCCCUA